Durio zibethinus is the source of this 1901-nucleotide messenger RNA. RefSeq lists its product as uncharacterized. Gene Ontology annotation, biological process: regulation of flower development. Gene Ontology annotation, molecular function: protein binding; DNA-binding transcription factor activity. The record is from RefSeq and is a predicted model, not a curated record. Gene Ontology annotation, cellular component: nucleus. Lineage: Eukaryota; Viridiplantae; Streptophyta; Magnoliopsida; Malvales; Malvaceae.
ACAAAACAAUUUUUUUUUGUUUCUUUUCUUACAUCUUAUAUCUUUGUUUUGUUGUUCAGAUGGAUUAAUUGUGUCUUUCAUUGAUCUUAGUCUUAUUAUAUUUUAAGCUUAGGGUUGUAAUUCAGUAGCAAAAGUGUUUUGGUACUUCUUUUUUCUUCAAAGGAGCUUUUGAUCAGGUUCAUUGGAAAAGGCAAACAAACCAUGUUGCAAGACAUGAUUCAUCCACCGGAGCAGCAGCUUCCCAUUGAUGAUAUACCAAGCCCGAUCAGUGGUCCGAUUUUCGAUUUUUCCGAUACUGAUCUUUUCUCAGAAGCCCUGCAAAACUCUGAGGUUACUUCGUCUAAUUGUUGCUAUGAAGAGAGCUCUUCCUUUGGCAAUAAUCUUACCAUACCACCUGAUAUUGAACAACUCAAUGGCUACCAAGAUAACAAUGGAAAUAAUAACUCAGCUACCCCCAAUGCCACCACCACUACCACCACCACAAGCGCCAACACAAGCGCCACAGCUGCCACUAGCAAUAAUAACAAUAGCAAUCUGUCCAUAAUCUUUGAUUCCCCAGAUGAAAUCGACAAUGACAUUUCUGAUUCUAUAGACUUUUCUCAAUCCCCUUCUUUUUCUGUCCCACCAUUUCUUACUCAACAAGACCAAUUUGACCUGUCUUUAGUGCAAUCUCAAAUCCAAUUAGCGGAUGUUGCAGCUGAUGGGCUCUCACAGUACAGUGCUGACCUUGUUGCCCCUCUUAUGGGGCCUCCAUUACCAUCUGUUCUCGACGAAGAUUGCUUGUCUUUUCUGCCUUCUUAUGUACCUUUAAACCCUUCAUCUCCUUCUUGUUCUUUUCUUGGUCCGGGCAUGGCUACUUUCAUGCCCGUUGGGGCUUUAACUGCUGCAUUGUCUGCUGAUAGUUCUGGGAUUUUCGCUGAGAGCAUUCUUAUGGGUUCUGAACUGCAACCACAAGACUUGGAAUACCAGGGUGAUAACGCUGGAAUUUUCUGUCCAGAUUCAAUGCAGCGCGUUUUUAACCCUGGAGACUUACAGGGUCUCAGCAGUGACAGUACUCAACAACUGGUGGGAGCAGUUGUCAGCUCUACUCCUUUAGCAUCAGAGAUCUCAAGCUUGGAAGAUUCAACUUUCAACAAAGUUGGAAAACUUUCUGUUGAACAAAGGAAGGAGAAGAUCCAUAGGUACAUGAAGAAAAGGAAUGAGAGGAACUUCAGCAAGAAAAUCAAGUAUGCCUGCCGCAAGACACUAGCUGACAGCCGACCUCGAGUCAGAGGAAGAUUUGCAAAGAAUGAUGAUUUUGGAGAGGCCCUUAGACAAGCUUGUAGCAAUCAUGAAGAAGAUGAUGAUGAUGAAGUUGUUGUGAAAGAAGAGGGAGACAUGGCUGAUUCCUCCGAUAUUUUUGCUCACAUUAGUGGUGUCAACUCCUUUAAAUGCAAUUACCCUAUCCAGUCCUGGAUUUGAAUAUAGUUUCAUUAACAACAAGUCUACUACAAUUUUGCAGGACCCCAGUUUCAGACAGGAUUUCUUCAUCUGAGUUUGAUCUUAAAAAACAAAAAAACAAAAAGAGAAAAAAAAAAGAAAUAAUUGGGUCCUAUUGUAUACAAAUAAUCAAGUCAGGAUACUAUAGACAGUCAAUAAAACAGUAACUUCUGUAGAUAUGUAUAUCACCCCCCUUGUAUCAAGUUCAAUGUCUGUGAUCUGCAGAAUUGACAAUCCUAUGGCAUCCCCUACUUGCCAGAAAUCACUGGUUGAAGAAAUUAAUUUAUAUUAGAUUGCGACUUUAAACAAACACUUGUAUUGUUGAGUUGCUUGAAUCAUGUAGUACAAAUUAAUUUCUUCAAAGUGAAAAACAUUGGAUUUUAGAUGCUGGAUGUCCUUCAGAUCAAUGCAUUUUUUUUUUU